Messenger RNA from Seriola aureovittata, 2852 nucleotides. Its product is annotated as ras-related protein Rab-7L1-like. Gene Ontology annotation, cellular component: trans-Golgi network; Golgi apparatus; vesicle. The transcript is spliced from 5 exons. The record is from RefSeq and is a predicted model, not a curated record. Lineage: Eukaryota; Metazoa; Chordata; Actinopteri; Carangiformes; Carangidae. Bases 325 to 948 code for a protein of 207 amino acids. Gene Ontology annotation, biological process: vesicle-mediated transport. Gene Ontology annotation, molecular function: GTP binding; GTPase activity.
UUGAGAGAGAGACAGGCAGUCAGCAUCGUUUGUAGAGUUUCUGAUGGGAAAAUAUAUUGUAGGUUUGGAUUUGGCACAAUAUAGUGAAAGAAGGUUAUCUAUCUACAUUUAAGCCUGACAAGGUAAAUAAAAGGUUCAGAGUCAGUACAUGCAAAGAAAGGCUGAGGUAAAGUAAGAAUGAUGCAGCGUUUGUUCAGCUACAGGAAGCAGUUUUGCCUGUCAGCCUUAUAAAACACAUUUCCUGACAUGAGGUUUGAACUUUGAGCUGCCGACACCUUUUCACGCUGAGACGUCUCACAUGUCGAGAUCUAACGGAGGAGAGUGAUGACCGAGCACCUGCUGAAAAUACUGAUUGUUGGCGAUGGAGAUGUUGGGAAAUCCUCCUUUGUGCAUCGCUACGUCAACGGACAGUUCAACAAGACGUACAAGAUGACGGUGGGAGUGGAUUUCUCGGUGAAGCUGCUGCACUGGUCGGAUAAAGAGAAAGUCAGACUGCAGCUGUGGGAUGUCGCAGGCCAGGAGCGUUUCAUAUCCAUGACCAGGAUAUAUUAUAAAGGCGCGCUGGGCUGUGUGAUGAUGUUUGACGUCACCAGCACGUCCAGCUUCCUCAACUGUCGCCAUUGGAAACAGGACCUGGACAACAAGGCCAUACUGCCCAACGGACACUCAAUCCCCUGCAUCCUGCUGGCCAAUAAGUGUGACCUCGCUCAGCGGGUUGUGUCAGCAGAAAGCAUCAACAGAUUCAGUAAGGCUAAUGGCUUCGUUGCGUGGAUGGAAACCUCAGUCAAAGACAACACGAACAUUGGAGAGGCUAUGAGGAGGCUGGUGCAGGAGAUCCUGUCGGUUAAGUCGAAUCUGGACUCGGUCCAACCUGGACCUGAAGACAGUGUUAAUCCUCAACUGGAAUCCGAGGACAGCAGCAGCAGCAGAGCGGCAGGCUGCUGCUGAAACACUACUUUCAUCCAUACCACAGAGUCCAGCAAACACCAGGAACUGCUCAUCAGUCUACAUCCUGAAUCAGUUUUAGGUGCCACUGAGCAAGGCACUUAACCCUCAAGCACUUAGUGAUGCUCUCCGUGUCCAGCAGUAGAAGAGCACAGACGAGGCACCAGGAGAGGCAUCCUACAUGUUAAUGUUGGUGUUUUGUAACCAGUGCACUUUAAUCUUAUAGUAAACCUUUCCAACUGGGAAGUCUGUUUUGAGACAGGGUCUGCUGGACAGUUCUGUGGUGGUUAUGUGUGGGUCUGCGUGGAUCUGAGGCAGAGAGUGCACUUCCUUAAUAGACACUAAUUAUUUGAGUAUCACACUAAAAAGACAAUAUACAAUUAUAAAUCCUCAGUGAGGAUAAUGUACCUGAGAGGAAUCACCAGACCAGAGAUUUACUGUCACAAAGCCAAAAGUCUUUUUCUUUUUCUGUCCCACUGACCCCAGUUUUUGGGACCCAAAAAACGCUAAUGAUCACAUUUACAUUACAGACUAAUCUACCAAUUAUUUAUUCAAAUUAUCGUUAGAUUAAAAAUCGAGAAAAAAUGCCAGAGUCCAAGGUGAUGUCUGCAAAUGUCAGAGAUAUUCAGUUUAUUAUGAUAUAUCACAUAUUUGCUUGAUAAAAGAGUGAAAAGAUGAAUCGGUUUAGAAAUAGUUGCUGAUCACUUUUCUGUCAAUCAACUAAGUGUGAGUGUUAAAUUGUGUAACUGUAUGUAUGAGUAUGGCAAACGUUUGUAUUGUAACCCUUAGGUGUGUGAGGGGAACUCCACGUGUGUGAGGGGAACUCCCCGUGAAUAACAAAUAUAUAAUCUUUAAAGGUGCUAUUUAUAAGUUUUUCUGCCAUAUAGGGCUAGCUGGUUCGCAUGCUAACUUCAGUAGAAGAAAGGACGUCAUAGAGACAAGAGUUAACAUUGGCGUUGCUUUUCCACCGCAGGAGACAGCUCUUUGUGGUUAAAGGUAUGAAGUUUGAUGCUGAACUCUCAACAUUUCUUCUAGACUGGAAAAUAAACAGCUGUUAAUACGAACAUUAGCUGUACAAAAUGUACAAAUAGCUCCUUUAAAUUUGAGUAAAUGUCAUUUGCUCUGUAUUUCUCCAGAAAAAGUUUGAGAGAUGGAGAACGAGUAUUUAGCAGGGGCAGUCACUGUCACUAUGGUUAAACAGAGGAAGAAAAGAACAUUACCUACAGAAACCACAUUUGCAUAAACGCAAAAUCCAAUGACUGUGAACCUCUCACUCAUACUGUUUGACUGACAGGUGAUGUCUGAAAAGUUCAGACAGAAGCUUUAUAGACAUCAGAAGCUACAGUGUAAAGCCUCAACCAAUUGUCUGUUAUCAUUUGAGUGACAGAGAGAGGCAGACGGUGAGGACAAGGAGGAGAGGCCUGGGACAAGGAGGAGUGAAGAGAACCAGAAGGAGCAGUAUGGUUAUUAAAGGGAAGGCCUCUCGGUGUGAGAACGAGGUGUGGAGCGUGCUCAGCACAGCAGCCAACUCAGACACACUGAGUCAGUCAGACACAUGAUGUCCCCUUGCUAACAACGAGAGGUGCGUGGGGCAAAUGGUGUGAAGGUGCUGUUGGAUUUGUGUGUUCUUUUAAUGCGUGUCAAACAUAGGCACAUGGAUGUGCAUGUGCCUUUGAGACGUCUAAAAGCUCACACACAAUGUCGGAAAUUCUGCUUUUGGUUUGUCAACACGCGCCUUUGACAGCUGAUGUUUGCGGGUAUAUCUCUGUCUUCGAGUCAAAGUCAGUGAGUGUUUGCCAUAUGGUUAAAACAUUUUUAAUAAAGUCAAAAAGCUAUGUAAAACACCAUGUUUGUUAUUUAUCUGUCAUUACUGAUAUUAGCUAUUUAAUAAAUAGAAUAAAAUACAA